AUGUCAACUAUUGCACGGCUGUUGCUAUGGCCGGAUCGUCUCUUCUCUCAGCCUACUGUCGAUGAUGCUCCUCAUGUCGAAGACCUUCCACCAUCGUCCAAUGCACCUUCCUCGACUUUGGACCCCAUCCCUGAAGUUGACGACAUUCUCUCUGCGCUCCGCUCUGAUGGUGUUCUGGAUAUUGAUCCCUUAUACCCAGGCAACCCUAAUUCUCUGCGCAAAGCUAUGGCGUCUCCCUAUGCUGAUCAAUGGUGUGCUGCCCUUCAGGAGGAGUUCUGA
This is a messenger RNA of Laetiporus sulphureus 93-53, 279 nucleotides long. RefSeq lists its product as uncharacterized. Lineage: Eukaryota; Fungi; Basidiomycota; Agaricomycetes; Polyporales; Laetiporaceae. The transcript is spliced from 2 exons. The record is from RefSeq and is a predicted model, not a curated record. Bases 1 to 279 code for a protein of 92 amino acids.